UUUUCUCAUCAGGAAAGCCAACUCAUCGUCGCUGAAAACCACGCCGUGUGUUUACAGUAAUUCAUGAUCGUGUCGCUCGCACCUUCGAGAUGCAACGCGAACGUUUCGUCGUGAAAUAUAUUACGGCAAACAGCUGUUUCGCGUACUUGUCUGCUGUCUGGCUACGCUGUUUGGAGGCUGAGGAAAAUGCAAUAGAAAUAUCACACAAAGGGAAGCUGUAUUAUCUUUCUUGCAUUCCUCGCGCUAAUAACGACGAGACAUUAUGUAUCGGAGCGACAUUCGCGAGAAGUCUGAACAUUCAAGAGGGAGACGAAGUACUCGUGUCAUCUGUGAAAAAUGUACCUUCGUUAAGUAGCAUUAAAAUCGCUCCUCGCACGACGAACGAUCGCGAGCUUCUGGAAUUGCAAAUGGAAAGGGUGCAAUCGAAUCUCUUGAGUCAAGUGAGGAUCGUCGCGAAAGGACAGCCGAUUGUGGCGUGGAUCUCAAAGUUCUCUUCCGUCACUUUUAUUGUGGAAGAUUCGGAGCCGAAAUUUGCAUAUGGAUCGCUCCAGCAAUUCACGGAAGUGCAUGUACUUGAUGCAAUCCCGAAUGCAACGAUAAAGAAUACAGAGGAAGUCGCCCACAAGAUAGGCAGUAAUCCUUUGGCCAAAAUUAUACCUUAUUUUUACAAAGGAAAGGAUCAUCAUGACACGAGAGACAAUGCUGCGAAUUAUGCAUUGUUGCAAAGUUUCCGCAAAAAGAUCGCACCUCGCGCAUUUCGCGUUUAUUCUCUGCCAGAGUUCCGGUCUUUUGAUCACUCGAAUGCUUACGAUAUGAUCCUGCGAUGUCCCUCUAAUGUCCUGAUUCCAAGGAGUCAUUUGCCGAAAAAUGUGAAACCGACGAAUGGAAUAAUUAUGUGUAAAAUCAGAAAAGUAUUGGAAGACAGGCAGCAAGUCACAAAUAACGUCACAAAUUUUUUGAAGGAUGGCGGUCCUUCUCUAUUUCCGAAAUCUCCGCAAGAACUUGUGGCAAGAAUUUAUGUUCUCGAAGACGUUUUAGAAAAGUGCUCCGCGUCAUUAGACAGGAAGUAUUUCGACCUGAAUUCGAUUCACUUUUGCGCGUAUCUAUCGGAAAGUUCGAGGAUCACUCUAAAAUUGAAAGUGGGAAGUAGAGUGAUGGUACAGAUGAUCGAGGAGGCUGAUCGACCCGGAGACUUGCAGCCAUCAUCGGUGGAUAUUUUUCCUUCCAAUCAAUCGGUGACAGCGGAAGUUUUCGAAAAUUACGUGAAAUUCCAUUCGAGACACGAGGCAUUGUUAUUCAAUUCGUGCUCGACAAUUUUACUCGAUGAUGGCAGACGAUGCAUCGUGCGAAUGUCACCCGAGAAUUGCAAUUACGUAACAUUAGACGAAAAAAAUAUGAAAAAAUUAGUAGUUCAUGUUCGGUCUAUGUUGAGUUCGAACGAUGCGGAAAUCUCGGAAAAUUGUACCGAGGAAAGAUUGAACCUGAAGAAAAUAUCCACGAGAUUUAUAAAAGGCAUCCUUGAAGAUUGCGAGAUCGCGCUCGAUCUCAGUUUGCGUCUGCGAAGAUCAAUGGAUUUCCGGUAUGAUCAGGAGAAUAUUUUGAUCUGCGGCGAUCUAGGUUCCGGCAAAACGACAAUCUGCAAAAUGCUAAUCGAGCGUUAUCGCGAUGCACCGUGUUUCGCGCACACGCACAUGAUUGAUUGCAGGUCGCUGAAAGGAAAGAAGGUAGAGACAUUGCAGAAAAUCAUUGUGUCCGCCAUGAAUGAAUGCGUGUAUUAUCAACCAUCCAUACUGUUUUUGGACGAUUUGGAGAGUAUUACCAAUGCGUCAUUAAACGACGAGGAAAAUACAAUAGACGCGACAAAUGCAUCCAGAAUCACCGAUAUGCUGUUUAAUAUUGUCACGCAAUAUCAAGAAUCUCAUUACAUUUCGAUCGUCGCUACUUGCAUCAGCGUGAGCAGGAUCGGCUCGAAAUUACGACCGGCGAGAGGAGUGCAAUUCUUUAGGACGGUCUUGCAGAUUCCUAAUCUUGAGAAGGUGGAUAGAAUCGAUAUUUUGCGAUUAACACUCGAGGACAAGUUGUGCGUGCCCGGAGACAUGAAUUGGAAUUACUAUGGAAACAAGACCGAGGGCUGGAUGCCUCAGGAUCUUGUCGAUUUAACAGAGAAGGCGAGAUUCGUCGCAUGGAAGCGUCACGGCGAAUCAAAACCACCGAUUAUCGUGACGGAAGAAGACGUGUAUAGCGCGCUGGAAAAUUGGACGCCGAUGUCCUUGCAGGACGUGCAAUUGUACAAGAAUAGCAAUCAUUCUUGGUCCGACAUCGGCGGCCUCGCAGACACGAAGAGUUCUCUCACGGAAAUUCUGCAGUGGCCGCUCACGUACCCAGAGAUCUUCAAGAACGCUCCGAUAAAACUCCAGAGCGGUGUUCUGUUGUACGGAAUGCCUGGUACCGGGAAGACGAUGUUGGCCAAAGCAAUCGCCGGCGAAUGCGGAGUGAAUCUGAUCAGCAUCAAGGGUCCAGAAUUAUUGUCAAAGUAUAUAGGUGUCAGCGAGGAAUCUGUGAGAAACGUGUUUGAAAGAGCUCGUCGUGCAAAGCCGUGUGUUUUAUUCUUCGACGAAUUCGACAGUCUCGCACCUAGACGCGGACACGAUAGCACCGGAGUUACUGAUCGGGUGGUGAAUCAGCUGUUAACUCAACUUGAUGGGGUUGAAGAUCGCGAGGGAGUAGCUGUUGUGGCAGCGUCCUCAAGGCCCGACUUGCUUGACCCUGCUCUUUUGAGACCGGGACGCCUCGACAAGUGUUUGCACUGUCCUUUACCAGACAUGUUGGAAAGAGAGGCGAUCUUUGCGGUUCUGUGCGAUUCUCAAAAUAUAGACAAGGCGAAACUGGAUCUGAAGGAACUAUCUCAGCUCUCCGACGGAUUUACUGGCGCUGAUAUCAACGCCGCGAUUACUCUGGCGAGACUGUCAGCGUUCGAAGAUGCCUUGGCAAUUGCAACUGACGGUAAAGUUAAUGCAACCGACAUCAAAGUCACGCAAACGCAUCUCGUAGAGUCUGUCAAGUCGACAAGACCAUCCUUGUCUAUCGCGGAGAAACUUAAAUACGUCAAAAUUUACGCCAGAUUUUCCAAGGGGGAUAACUUUGUGGAAGAUGUACUAAGGAGCCAAAAGACGACACUAGCUUAAUCGAACAAGAAAAUUACAAUUAAAAUUUUAGAAUUAGAAUUAGAAUUUUUUUUCAAAUGGAGCCAAAACUUUUCAAACGAAAAA
Molecule: messenger RNA, 3269 nt
Organism: Camponotus floridanus (Florida carpenter ant)
Lineage: Eukaryota; Metazoa; Arthropoda; Insecta; Hymenoptera; Formicidae
Gene: Pex1
Product: transitional endoplasmic reticulum ATPase
Exons: 16
Coding region: 90-3185 (1031 amino acids)
Biological process (GO): protein import into peroxisome matrix
Cellular component (GO): cytosol; peroxisomal membrane; peroxisome
Molecular function (GO): ATP binding; ATP hydrolysis activity
Source: RefSeq, a predicted model, not a curated record